AUGGUUAGAACCCUGAAGUUGAAGCUCGCCAACCUCAAAACAACACUCCAUGUCCCUCUCGGCCUUUCCCUCUCCCUCUCCUUCCUUCUCUUACUAUCCCUAUAUGUAGAGGUCUCCUCAGCCCAAUCCCUCUCCCCAAGUCCCAGUCUCACAACCGGCUCUUUCUCCUCCGACCCCCCCUUCGGCCUUCCCGCUUCGUCCCUCGCGGACGCUAUCGCCUCCUCCAUCUCCAACGCCUCCUUCCCAACAACAGGCUAUAACACCUCCAUCCCUGCGGGCCCAGCCGACGCCACAGGCAAUGGAAUCUCCGGCUGGUCACUACAGAUUACCGUGGCAGCCAACAUACCUUUAACCAACGCCUCCGACUCCUCUGGUAUAUCAGUGGAAGAUAAGAAGAGCAAAGUCACCGAAGCGGCGGUGUUGUCGCUUGUGCCUCCUUCUCUUAUAGAAAGUGUGGAUGAGGAUAGCUGGCGGGUAUGCGCGAUUGUGUUUGUGGGUGGGUUGGCGACGGACAAAACGGAGGAGGCGCGGACGAAGGGAUUGGAUCUUGAUGGUACUUGUGCGGCAUUACUGCCGAGUGAGUGUAUCCAGGAGUUGCAGGUUGGUAGUGUUGCGAACGGCACCGAUACCUCAAGGGGACGGGAGUGUGCGAGUUUGGUGGUUCCGGAUGCUUGUUUAGAGUAUUUUGGGGGGGCGGUUGGGGUUGGGUAUGGUGAGUCUUUUGUCCCAUGUUGA
This is a messenger RNA of Sordaria macrospora k-hell, 735 nucleotides long. Lineage: Eukaryota; Fungi; Ascomycota; Sordariomycetes; Sordariales; Sordariaceae. The record is from RefSeq and is a predicted model, not a curated record.